UGUUCAUCAUUUGUUUAACUGCGUUUGCUUGUUGUUGACAUUAUAAUUUAUUGCGUGCGUCGUUGAUAUAACUUUUAUUAUUGUGUUUACGAAACGAACGCUUGAAGGCCGUUGGCAAACCGUUGAGCUGAGCUGCCAAACUGAUGCUACCGAUGGAUGAGGAGAACGCGGUUCCAGGGGAGGGGGAGGAGGGUAGCGCAGCGCUACAUGCUCGCCUAGUAGCGCUCGUGCGCGCCGCCGGCGGCGAGCCAGAAGGUCGUGUGGGGGUAUGGAUGGAGCACUCGUAUGCGCGCGCCAAGAGCGGCGCCGCCGUGCGUGAGAUGCUCGCGCGGCCCGCGCCCGCCGACCAGCCGCUCGACGUCGGCGGGCCCGGGGACUGCGACCCCGUCCCUGACACACAGGAACCCGAAGACAUUGACCCUGAGUGGGAAGCGCGUGUGCUGGCAUUAGCGCCGAGCGCGAUGCACGCCCGCGCCGCGCGCGCCGCGCUAGAGGCGCUCCGAGCCUUCCGCCUCGCGCGCCUCGCCUCGGCCGGCCACGCCGACGCCAGUAUAAAGAGGGACCAGGCGCGAACCGCUUCAAGAGCUGUGCGGCGCGCAUUGGCGCCGUUAUGGGCGGCUCCCAACGGUAUGCUGUGUACUAUUGUCUUUUGCUUCACUUCAGCCGGCCACGCCGACGCCAGUAUAAAGAGGGACCAGGCGCGAACCGCUUCAAGAGCUGUGCGGCGCGCAUUGGCGCCGUUAUGGGCGGCUCCCAACGGUAUGCUGUGUACUAUUGUCUUUUGCUUCACUUCAGCCGGCCACGCCGACGCCAGUAUAAAGAGGGACCAGGCGCGAACCGCUUCAAGAGCUGUGCGGCGCGCUUUGGCGCCGUUAUGGGCGGCUCCCAACGGUAUGCUGUGUACUAUUGUCUUUUGCUUCACUUUAGCCGGCCACGCCGACGCCAGUAUAAAGAGGGACCAGGCGCGAACCGCUUCAAGAGCUGUGCGGCGCGCUUUGGCGCCGUUAUGGGCGGCUCCCAACGGUAUGCUGUGUACUAUUGUCUUUUGCUUCACUUCAGCCGGCCACGCCGACGCCAGUGUAAAGAGAGACCAGGCGCGAACCGCUUCAAGAGCUGUGCGGCGCGCAUUGGCGCCGUUAUGGGCGGCUCCCAACGGUGGCAGCGGCGUAGCGCCAUGGCUGCACGGCGCCAUCCUGGCGCACGGCAGCCACUGGGCGGCGGCGCUGUGGCGCGAGCUGGCGGGCGAGUGGCGGCGCGCCGUGCCGCGGCUGGCCGCGCGCCUGCUGCCGCCGCCCGCCGCGCCGCCGCGAGACCCGCUGGCGCGCGCGGGCCCGCCGGUCGACGCCGACAAGCCAGGCCCCUGGCUAGUGUGGAUCUGCGCGCGCGGCGAGGACCGCUGGACGCGGCGGCUGCGCGCGCUGCUGCACGUGCGCGUGGUGUGCGGGGACGCGACCGGGACCGGGCCCAGCGCCGGCCCGGGCCCCAGCACCGGGCCCGAGGCCUGGUGCUCCGCGCUCAUGGGCGCCGCUAGGGCCGCGCUGCUCGACGUGCUCGCUGAAGCCGGGUGA
This is a messenger RNA of Cydia fagiglandana, 1568 nucleotides long. RefSeq lists its product as uncharacterized. The transcript is spliced from 6 exons. Lineage: Eukaryota; Metazoa; Arthropoda; Insecta; Lepidoptera; Tortricidae. Bases 144 to 1568 code for a protein of 474 amino acids. The record is from RefSeq and is a predicted model, not a curated record.